AUGCCUAUCUUUGCCAACACCCCCGAAUCUCGCCUUGGCCGUUCCGACUCGAAAGAUCCAGGGACGACAUGUCGAGGAAUCACAGGCAGCGGCCGCCCAUGUAGGCGCUCGCUCCUCAGUGAUGAUGCCCCUCCCCCGCCAAAGUCCAAGAGAAACAAACUCCAAGUCGACGACCCGAGCGAUCCAGACUUGUACUGCUGGCAACACAAGGAACAGGCGGCCAUGUCCGCCCACUCGAGCCCCGGCCCGAAGCUGUCUCAUACACCGAUACUGGAGGGACGAACGAGCAUAGACACUCUUGCGGAGAGGCUAGGUCUCGUGAAGACACAUUCUGAACCUAGGCCCAGCAAAUACAGCGGCGGAUACUCCCAGUCAGCGCACCCAGAAAAGAAGAAGGGCAUCACCUGCUGCUUCUGCUUUACACUUCCGCUCGACGAUCUCGUGCCUCCCCCUCGCCCUCAGCCCGUGCCACUUCAGAAGCCUACAUCAGCUUCGGUGCCUUAUAGGCCGAGCGGGAACAAGCCCUCAAGACCAAGUUCGGCCAGGCCUCCUUCUGCGCGUCCGACAUCUUCGCAGAAGAAGAACCAUGCCGCGUUGAUUCCCGCGGAUGCGCCCCCCGAAACCGCCGCGAAGCUAGCAAAAGAAUUAGCCAAGCCCUUCUCGGAAAAUGACGACCCUGGCUACAUUUACAUCUUCUGGCUGACUCCAGAGUCUCAACCUUUGACCCCCGCAGCGGAGACCGCUCGUUCCUUGCUAUCACCAUCUGCUCGACCGUCAGGUUCCAGGACGAUAAGCGACAUGCUCGCCUCGUUUGCCGCCUUUAUCGACGACGACGACGAUGACAGACCCCGUCCCAGCAGUGGUAAUGGAAGAAGUUCGCACACCAACAAGAAGAUUCUGUUGAAGAUUGGUCGGGCUACCAACGUCCAGCGCAGGUUGAACGAAUGGCAGCGGCAGUGCGGGUAUAACAUCUCGCUUAUUCGGUACUAUCCGUAUGUCCCGUCCAACAGCACAACUACGACGGAGCGCAAAGUACCUCAUAGUCACAAGGUGGAACGCUUGGUGCACAUUGAGCUAGAUGGUCUUGGGCUGAGAGCUGGAGAUCGUGGCAAGUGCGAGGCUUGUGGCAAGGAGCACCGGGAGUGGUUCGAGGUCGAGGCGAGCAGGAAGGCGGUUGAGGUGGUGGAUGAUAUUGUGAGGAAGUGGUCGGACUGGGACGAGACCCAGGCUUGA
Molecule: messenger RNA, 1233 nt
Organism: Podospora pseudocomata
Lineage: Eukaryota; Fungi; Ascomycota; Sordariomycetes; Sordariales; Podosporaceae
Exons: 1
Coding region: 1-1233 (410 amino acids)
Source: RefSeq, a predicted model, not a curated record